Lingula anatina is the source of this 892-nucleotide messenger RNA. RefSeq names its product fibropellin-1-like. The record is from RefSeq and is a predicted model, not a curated record. NCBI's taxonomy places the organism in Eukaryota, Metazoa, Brachiopoda, Lingulata, Lingulida, Lingulidae.
AUGGCGCCACGUGCAGGAGUAAUGCUAUCACCUAUUCUUGUAGCUGUCCCCAUGGAUACACCGGGAGUAAUUGUGAAACAAUGGCCAACCGUUGCUUGAGCCAACCAUGCCAAAACGGCGCCUCGUGUGUGGACCUGGUGGGUUCGUUUUGGUGUUCUUGUACUUCUGGUUUCCAAGGCGUAAGGUGUGAAGCCGAUAUUAAUGAAUGCUUGAAUAGCCCAUGUGCCAGGGGCGCCACCUGUCGAAAUAGUUAUGGUGGAUUUCACUGCAGUUGUCCACGUGGUUUUACGGGAACAUACUGCCAGCUAGGAAUCAAUGAAUGUUCCAGCCAUCCUUGCCGAAAUGGUGGGGCGUGUGUUGACAUGGUGAAUUCUUAUCGAUGUUUGUGCUCUACCGGGUACUACGGGACAAACUGCCAAGUUAGAGACCAAUGUCGCAGCCAGCCCUGCCAAAAUGGCGCCACGUGCAUCAGUCAAACUUCCACCUAUUCCUGCAGCUGUCGUUCUGGAUAUACCGGGAGGAAUUGUGAAUCAGCUCUGGUGAACACAUUCCCAUACCGUCUUGUCGGUGCAAAAUUCAAUGGAAAAUAUGGUGGCAGAGUUGAAGUGUAUCAUAAUGGAGUCUGGGGAACAGUUUGCGAUGACGGCUGGGAUAACACUGAUGCCAAAGUUUUCUGCAAGUCCUUAGGUCUUUCCUAUUCCAGAGCACUUGGCCUACAAAGUGCGUAUUUCGGGCAAGGAAGAGGACCUAUAUGGCUGGACGAUGUCGGUUGCACAGGAUCAGAAUCCAACAUUGCAUCAUGUACUCACAGAGGUUGGGGGACUCAUAACUGUGGACACACUGAAGACGCUAGUGUUCUUUGUUAUUGAUGAUGCGAAUCUUGGAAAUAACU